UGCUCACACAGACCGGAAAGAGGAAGCAGAAUCUCCAAAAGAGCGCCUUGAUUGAAAAUAGAGACGUUACAGAAAGUGAGGAUGAGUUUCUUGCCUCGCCCUUUGGAUCCUCUUGGGUGCAGCAGUGUCCAGGAGCAGAGGGACUUGUGGCAAAGAAAAUUCUGUCGAAUAGCCAAAGAAAUGGUGCAAACAGAACAACGCUACUGCCAAAAGCUGGAACUGGUCACCACCUUCUUUGUGGACAUUUUGAAGGCCAAAGGAACCCUGAGGUCGGACAUUAGAGAAGACAUUUUCUGUUCAAUUAAAGCUAUUCUAUCAGUAAACCAGUAUAAACAUUUCCUGCAGGAUCUGACAGCCAACAUCAGUGUAGACCACCCAGAGUAUGAACAGCUUUUAAGAGCAGUGACUGUCGUGUGUGCGGUGUCCCAGCGUAUUGACGACAAUACCCGGCACCAUGAGAACCACUUGGAGCUUUGCCGUGUGCAGAAACUGCUGAAAGGGAGAAAGAUGAAGGUGUUGGCUCCAGGGAGGUGGUACAUUUGCGAGGGCUGGCUGAAGGUGGUCCCACCAAAGGCUGCAGAGGCCAAGCCUAAGAUGUUCUUCCUGUUCUCCGACAUGCUGCUACAGGUCAAGCGUUGCAGCUCCCUGCAUUCCACCAGUGGACAGAAGUUUACUGCCGAGCAUGCCUAUCCACUGCAGGACUGCACCGUAGAGAAGGUGUUUGGCCACACACGGAGCCAGGGAGGCCUGCUCAGUCUGACCUUCCCCAGAGCCACUCUGCUACUGAUGUCCAGCAACCAGGAGAACCUCAACGACUGGUACCAAAGCCUGAGUUCAGCUAUCAGGAAGCAGAAUUCUAAGCAGACGGCGAUCUAUCAAAGAGACGAGCUGUGCCGCAGACCUCUGCGCUCUGCCGCCGAUAGCCACAACACUGCCAACGCCGCCAGCAGAAAGAGAAACAUGCUCACUGCUGAGAUCAGUGAGCUUCCUCAGGAGCCUCCAGUUGAGCAGGAGUACAGCGCCCCCAAGAGGAUGAAGCCGUCUGAUGCUUCAGAGCAGAGUGCAGAGACUUCCAGCUGUGUGAUCCUCUGAUGGGCUGGAAGAUGAACCCAACCCUGCCUGGGAGUUUCAAUAAGGACCUUUGCUGUUUUGACACGCCUGCGCUCCAUAGCACCGUUUUUUCCUUUAUCAUGAAAUCAGAAGAGCUUUAUAUUAUUACUAAAGAGCAGCUUCUGCUACUACCCAUCUCGUGCAAUACAAACUAUAAUGACCUGCUGCUAUCGGGCUACAGCAAACAUUCAUUGCUUUACAGAAUCAUAUUGCAGCAACUUUUCUCCUGUAUGUUUUACUCUUUUGCAUUUAUAAUCACCCCGUAGUGUUGUGCAGAAAUACAACAACACACAUGGCAAAAGGACAGUGGUGGUUGGUCAGUGUCAGCGUUCGUAGUGAAAGUGUGAGACAGCAACGCAGGAUCAUUUAUGUCUGAUUCAGCCUGAACGUCAGCUUGACCGGGACGAACCUCCAUCAGUGCGCGCUGUCGUCAGGCAGAUUAUUGUUACUGCAUCUAAGCUGUGAUUUGUAUGAAACUAUGAAAUGGCCAAUGUGAAAUCAAUCAAUCAGAUAACAGCGCCAAAGGGAGACAAUGACAGUUUAAAUAUUUAGCAGUUUAUUAGUCAUUUGUGGAUUUUUGUUAAUUAUAAUAAUGAAUGAUGUUACUUCUUGUUUUAUUUGAAAGUGUCCAUUGCUUCAUAAUUAUGUGCACAUAUGCAUGUCUGGAGCUCGAGUCCAUAAUCUUGGUGAAGCCUUAGUUAUAAGAUUCAGUCAACACACCGAUGCAUUACACACUGAGGUUACUUCAUUUGCUUCUCAUGAUACUUGUUGAUUGAAUCAAUCAAUCAAUCGACUGAUUGACAUAUAUGUAGUGGAUAUUUAAAUGAUUUGUAUAUUGGAUGAAUUGCUUUGAUUGUAAACUGAAUAUUUGCAUUUAAUGAUCUGCAACAAUGAUGUAACUGUUUUCAUCCAGUGUCCAAAAACGUAUCCAGGGACAGUCCCUGUGAUGUUGGCUACAGGAAAUGUGAGGACGGUAACUGCCUCCCACUUCUAAACUAAACUGUUUCCAACCUGCUUACACAUCUAUACAACAAGUUAACUGUCUUUUAUUUUGUAAUUACGUUGUGUUACAUGUAUUCUCUGUUACGCCAUUUAAUCAUCUCAUAACAACAAAUCAAAAAGUAUGAAUUUAUAGUUGGACUUUUUUAACACUGCCUCACGUUUUAGACUUUUAAUGCGUUUGCUUUAAAAUUUAAAGAUGUUUGUAGAAGUGGAUCAUUUCACAAUAAAACACUGAAAGACA
Haplochromis burtoni (Burton's mouthbrooder) is the source of this 2353-nucleotide messenger RNA. RefSeq names its product Rho guanine nucleotide exchange factor (GEF) 39 (gene arhgef39). The record is from RefSeq and is a predicted model, not a curated record. Gene Ontology annotation, biological process: positive regulation of cell migration. Gene Ontology annotation, molecular function: guanyl-nucleotide exchange factor activity. NCBI's taxonomy places the organism in Eukaryota, Metazoa, Chordata, Actinopteri, Cichliformes, Cichlidae. Gene Ontology annotation, cellular component: plasma membrane.